Molecule: messenger RNA, 1227 nt
Organism: Lytechinus variegatus (green sea urchin)
Lineage: Eukaryota; Metazoa; Echinodermata; Echinoidea; Temnopleuroida; Toxopneustidae
Exons: 2
Coding region: 462-1049 (195 amino acids)
Source: RefSeq, a predicted model, not a curated record
GGCUCUGAUCAAUCACGGGGGCGGACGGGGAAAGUGCUCUCCUACAUAGCUUCAACUUUUUACAGAAACCAAAUAGGAGAUGAUUUUCUCGUCCCCCUGUGAGUCCCCGCCAUAAUCACAAAUAUCCACUGUCAUCGGAAUACUAGCUUUGGUUAAGUUUAGAUGUUUAAUUGGCUACCUCCUCCAUGUAUUAGUGAUAUCAUUUUGACCUACACGUACUAGCAGAGAGAACAUAUUUGGACAAGUUUUCAGCGGUAACGGAAAGGCAGAACUAAACCACUUUUCUACGGAUCAAUGUCAGUCUUCGAACUUGGCGAUAUGACAGAUUGAACGAUAUGCCUGCAUGAUUAUAUGAUAAUCGAAUGAUUUUUGGGAUCUCUUCUUGUCUUUGAGUUAAAGAUUCAAACGUCUUUAAUGGUUCUGGGUAAACACUAGUUCUUCGUAUUUCUAGAUCAUACACCAUGGGCUGGAAAAUAUUGCUUAACUUGAGCUGUUUGUCUCUGAUGAUAUCUCUUUGUUUUGCGUGUGGUGCGUCCAGUACAGGCUCGAGAAAACCGAACAAACCCUUCCAUGGCAUCCUAACCGAACCUAUGGCAGAUGUCUGGCUCGGAGCCAUAGAAUUCGUCGACUUCACAUGUGGUCUCCCUACAAAACCUGACACACCUAACGAACAACCAACUGCUAAUCCUCUUCGCAACGUACCGUCUAACUACGCCAACCAAAUUGCACAAAGUAUGAAACUUCCAACCGGCAAGGUCAACCCGUACAAGUUUGACCACUCCUUCGUUUACUUUCGGGGCAAGACCUUCGAGUGGGGUGCUAGCGUCGUCUACGACUACGGAGAAGCGACCAUCGGGCGCGACCCUCACGUUUGUCCUGCCAUCUGGAGCUUGCAGAGAGGAAGCAACUGCACCUUGGACCAGGCAGAAAAGAUGGCAAGAGACUUUGGACCGAUUCAUGGAGCGUAUCACCUAUUCACAAACAACUGCCAUCAUUUCGCUGAGUGGUUGAUGAAGAAGCUUAUUGCUGGCGAUUGCAUCCUCAAAUAGAAGCGUCAACGAUUCAUAGCCUCAGCCUAAUGGGGUGUUCAAGCGAGGCAGAGGAUAACGUUUUUUCUAUACCAAAAUAUAUUUGCUUAGCCUAAUUUUAUAAACCUGUAGCUUUCGGUUUAAUAACAUGCCCCGAAUGUAUAUAGCUGACUUCUAGGUGGUUAAAACGACUAUACAG